AAAGUCAGUCGGCCACAACGAAUCCAGUUUAGACUGGAGUACCUUUUCAUCAGGGAUACUUCUGAAUGGACACAACUUGCGGGAAUCUCUCCUGGCAUGGAUCAACUUAUCUUUAAUCUGAUUUUCUAGAGAUUUUCAUAGAUCUCAUCAAAUCUUAUGGUGGACCUUAUGUUUAAUUUGAGUUUCUUUGUUCAAACUUCUUCCCUUUGGGAUCUCCGCUAAGUUAUACCUUUAUUGACUAAUUCUUCCUGGUAGGUGCUUAUCAGGCUUUGGCAAUGAGUUGUUUCGGUUAUCGUCGAGAGCUGAGUAAGUAUGAAGAUGUUGAUGAGGACGAGCUCUUGGCAUCGCUCAGCCCAGAGGAGCUGGCUGAGUUGGAAAAGGAGUUGGUGGACAUUGAUCCUGAUGCCAACGUGCCCAUUGGACUCAGACAGAGAGAUCAGACAGACAAAACCCCAACUGGUACCUUCAGCAGAGAGGCCCUCAUGAAGUACUGGGAAAAUGAGACCCGUAGGCUUUUGGAGAACGAGAUAGCAGGAGGAAGCCCCAAACUGGAGGAAGAACAAGAAGAUGAUUGUCUGACAGAAGAAAACAGUGAAGAGGAGGAAAAAAAUGAUGAGAAUGAAAAAGAAAGGAAAAAGUUGGACAUUUCAAACAAGGAAAAUCACAAAGAGGAAGAUAGUGAUGAUGAUGAUGAUGAAGAAGAAGAAGAAGAAGAAGAAGAAGAAGAAGAAGAAGAAGAAGAAGAAGAAGAAGAAGAAGAAGAAGAAGAAGAAGAAGAAGAAGAAGAAGAAGAAGAAGAAGAAGAAGAAGAAGAAGAGGAGGAUGAAAGUGAGGAAGAGGAUCCUGUAACUGAAGAGGAGGAGGAUGAAGAAACUAAAGACAAUAAACCAAAACCUGAACCACCAAGAUAUACAAAGCCAGAGACGAUUCAGGCGUUUAAACCAACCCUACUGAGACCUCAGAGGGUAGAGCCCACCAGGCUGACUCCUCCUCCUCCACCAGCUGACCUGAACUCCACUGGUAACCCUACAGUUGUUGAUGACGCUUUGCAACGCGUCCUUGAUGAUGAUGCCGAACUCACAGAAGUGAAUCUGAACAACAUUGAUGACAUCAAACAGGAAACUCUUAUCCGAUUUGCUGAAGCACUAAGAUCCAACACCCAUGUUCGAGUCUUCAGUCUUGCAAGCACCCGGGCUGAUGACCACGUCGCUCUGGCCAUUGCUAAGAUGCUGAAAGAGAACGCAUCCAUUACCAGCCUGAACAUAGAGUCCAACUAUGUAAGUGGGAAAGGCGUGUUGGCGUUGGUUCAAGCACUUCCAGGCAACAACACCCUCACCGAGCUUCGCUUUCACAACCAGAGGCACAUGUGUGGAGGACAGGUAGAGAUGGAGAUGGUGAAGAUUCUGAGAGAAAACCACACUCUGAUCAAGCUUGGUUACCAGUUUAACCUUGCUGGUCCCAGAAUGAGCAUGACUGGAAUACUGACCAGAAACCAGGACCGCCAGCGGCAGAAACGACUGCAGGAGCAAAAGCAACAACAACAGGGCCAACAGCAAGAUGGAGCCGUCAACUCCAGAACCUCUGCUCUGAGAGGAACACCCAGCUCAUCGCCCUACAGUUCACCCAGGGCCUCCCCUUGGUCCUCACCCAAACUUCCCCGAAACAAUGAGUUGAAAAAGCAGACUCCACCUGUACCACCUCCUCCACCUCCUCCUCCACCUCCUCCACCACCCCCACCCCCCUUGGUGCCAUCGCAUCAGGAGAAGAAUAAACCUACAAGGAUGAUAGCAGAGGUCAUCAAGGCCCACGAGGCAGGCAGCAAGAAGGUGGCCAAACCGAAAGGGAAGAAGGGGAAGAAGGGGAAAGGGACGGCGAAAGAGGAGACAGGCUGCAUCCUGAAGGAGCUCAAGAACGCCCUGAGACCUGUGUCGGUAGAGAGACGAGGGGGGGAGGGCGGCAGCAGGCCAUCGACGCCCAUGAGGUCUGCCCACGACCAUCUGAUGGAGUCCAUCCGCGGCAGCAGCAUCAGGAACCUCAGACGGGUGGAAGUUCCACAUCAUCUACGAUGAGGACGCAGAAAACAGUGAUCAGCUCUGCACUAUAAUGGUGAUAAUGAGGAUGACGAUGAUGGAGGAUGAGACCAUCCUAAAUUCCCACUCUGAAAAGAUAAAAACAUAUAUGCUGGGAAUUUGCACUCAAUUUGAAAUAUCUUUACGUUUCAUAAAUAUAUAUAAUAACCCAUUUUUAACGUUUUAUUCUUAAAGUAAUAUGAUUUUUUUUUAAACCUGAGUAAAUACAGAAUGCAAUUCGUAAAUGAUUAUUUAAUUUAUUAAAAGCAACCUGGCUUUGGAUGAAAGUAAUUUGCUCCUAAAUCUCUUCAAAAUUUGGGGAGGAUGUGAAUUUUUUUAUAUCCAUCAGCCAUAUUGUAUGAUCAGAUAGUUUCUAUUUAAAGAAUAUAUAUUAAAUGUCUAGUUUGAAUGUGAUAAGUUGAACACAGGCCAGGUUGCUUUGGAUAGAUUUCCCCUUAAAAAACAGUGUUUUGUUUAAAUACUCUAGUUCCUUAGCCUGAAAUAUGAUCUUUAACAUUAAAGUGUGACAGGAAGCAAAAACAGCACAAAACCAUCAGGGGGGAAAACAUUGUUUUAACAUUUACGGUCUUCUUAUUCUGAAAUGUUUACUGUUUUCUACAUGUCUAAUUCUUUGUAAGACUGUAAAUAUGUUUUGUUCUUAGUUGAAAUAUGUGUGUUCAAUUCUGAAUAUAUCAUUUGCUUAUUUGUAGCACUAUGGAGGGAGACUUUUCUGUUUGUUCUUUGGUUAUUGGAUGAGUUUUAUCAAAGGGGAGAAAAGUGGACAAGCUGUUAUAAAAAGUUUUUUAUGUUUUUUUUUUUUUUUUAUUCGGAGUGAGUCAGCUUACUGGUGAGGAGCCGCUGAUGCACAGUCCCUCUCAAAGACGUGGACAACACACCCACUCAUCUAAGCGUGUUUUUGAGCCGUGUUUUUGCGCACUUUGUCUGAUCAAAUUGCAAUACAGAGCCAGUGGAGAGAAAACAAACUAACGGUGACAUCAGUGCUGAUGCCAAUAUCACCAGCGUCACCUAAAAGGCUUCCUCUUUGUGUUCUUAUGUAAACAGGGAAACGUGCUAAGAUCCUAACACAGUCAGGGAAGCAG
Molecule: messenger RNA, 3169 nt
Organism: Cyprinodon tularosa
Lineage: Eukaryota; Metazoa; Chordata; Actinopteri; Cyprinodontiformes; Cyprinodontidae
Gene: lmod2b
Product: leiomodin 2 (cardiac) b
Exons: 6
Coding region: 276-2069 (597 amino acids)
Biological process (GO): muscle contraction; pointed-end actin filament capping; myofibril assembly
Cellular component (GO): striated muscle thin filament; myofibril
Molecular function (GO): tropomyosin binding
Source: RefSeq, a predicted model, not a curated record